CUCUCGACCGGAUCAAUAGUUUUGUGCGAGAGUUUCUCUGUUUCUUUUUGCUCGUCGCUGUACCAGUGUUAGUCAGUGUCGUGCUGUUGUUAUGUCUGUUACAUUUCAGAUGACCUAUGGAUACCGUCGAGUGAUCUGUUGAAGUGCGCCGGUGUUCAAAGUGCUUUUCUAAUUGUUCUAUAACCCUACUAUUAUAAAAUAUAUUUGCAAUAACUAUAAUUACCCCAAAUAUGUUAAACUCUAAACAGUUAAUUUUAUCAAGAAUAAAUUGUAUUUGAUAGAUACGACCAUUAACUUAGAUACAAAAUUUUUUUACUAAUACAUAAAUUUAAAAAUUAACACAAUGUUGGUGCCGGCAGACAUGCUGUCGGCACAGUCCAAAAUGCUUUACCAGCUAAACAAAUACAGCACGGAGCGAGUUCAAGCUAGGAAAGUUACCAUAGCGAAGACAAUCCGCGAAGUGUGUAAAGUGGUGCAAGACGUUUUGCGCGAAGUGGAAGUGCAAGAGCCUCGGUUCAUCUCGUCACUGACCGAGUGCAACGGAAGAUUCGAAGGACUCGACGUUCUCUCCCCAGUGGAGUUCGAGGUAGUGUUGUACCUCAACCAGAUGGGACUGCUGAACUUCGUAGACGACGGCUCCAUCCCCGGGUGCGCCGUCUUGAAGCUGGGCGACGGCCGCAAGAGGUCCAUGUCGCUCUGGGUGGAGUUCAUCACCGCCUCAGGGUACCUCUCCGCUCGCAAGAUCAGGUCGAGGUUCCAGACUCUGGUAGCUCAAGCGUGUGACAAAUGCGCGUACCGUGAUUCUGUCAAGAUGAUCGCCGACACGACCGAGGUGAAGCUGAGGAUACGCGAGAGGUACGUGGUGCAGAUCACGCCGUCCUUCAAGUGUUCCGGAGUAUGGCCGAGGUCUGCAGCGCACUGGCCCAUACCGCACAUACCCUGGCCUCAUCCUAAUAUCGUAGCUGAGGUGAAAACUGAAGGGUUCGACCUUCUCUCCAAGGAAUGCUACACGAUCCAAGGGAAACAAUCAGCGAUGGAAGGUGAUGCUUGGGUUAUGUCAUUCACCGAAGUUGAAAGCAGACUACUCUUCGGGGCGUGCAGAAGAAGAUGUUUAAGCAUUUUGAAAACUCUCAGAGACCGACACUUAGAACUUCCUGGCAGCCCUGUGACCAGCUACCACAUAAAGACCCUGGUGCUGUACGAAUGUGAGAAACAUCCGAUGGAAACAGAAUGGGACGAAGCCAGUCUUGGAGAUCGCAUCAACGGUAUUCUUCUCCAGCUGAUAUCUUGUCUGCAAUGUCGCAGAUGUCCACAUUACUUCCUUCCUCAGCUCGACCUGUUCAAGGGCAAGUCGCCGAGCGCGCUGGAGAACGCUGCCAAGCAGGUCUGGAGACUCACGCGCGAACUUCUCACAAACUCCAGCGCCUUCGACAAUCUGUAAUGUUCAACAACAAUCUAGAAUAUGAGGAAAGUAUCAGAGGUAGCAUUUCGGGCCAAGCAGACAGAUGUUCCAUAAUAUUUUCUUUCCAAAAGGUUGUAGUUCUCCAUUUUUCUUUCAUCUACGAUUAACAAGGUAUCCGAAAUUAUAAAGUUUAAUGCUCACGUUUUGUAAAAUUCUUUACUAAAUAUUUAACUGUAUUAAUAUAGUUAAUAUAGUUAACGGAAAUUGGACGGUAAUUAAGAGAGCAUGAAUUUUUCACUCUUUCAUGCUUAACUUGCUUGAAAAACAACUAGUUUAUUUUUGUUAGAUUUUUCAUUUUGGGGACAAUGUUAAAAGCGUCUGAUCUCUGAUUCUUUCCUCCAUCAGUAAACCUAUAGCUUAAAUAAUAGCUUUAAUAUUGUUAUGUUGACAUUAUUUAACUUGCGGUGCAGAUUUCUGAUGCCACGCACUAUUCAAAAGGCAUUAUAAGCGUUAGGCGUACUUUUAACGGCUUUUAAUUUUUAUUGGGGUUUAAAUUUUAAAAUACAGGUUAGAUUAGAAUUUUUCUUUUAUAGGUUACAAAACAGUUUUUUGGUGUUUAUAGGCGAAAAUGAACAAUCAAAUAAAACCUAAAACGCAAAUAAAUAUCUAAAUUGACUUGUUAGUUAUCUCACGAUUGCUGAAAGUAAUGUUUUUAUUUUCAACAUGUAUCUUUUAAUAGGAAGAAAAACCGGGAUGCAAAAUUAACAGUUAAGUUUUGGUUCUUGCCGGAGAACCAACAUGUAAAGAUAUUUUAAAACUACAACUAUUUAGCAUCAUAAUCACAACAUUAGUACAACAUUUGCAAAACCUAUAAAGAAAGCUUUGAAUUUUAGUUUUAAAUUACGUUGAUUAGUAGAGCUCAGCAAAAAUUUUUGAUUUUAACCCUGGUUAUCGUUUUUAGUUUAAAAUUGUAAAUUUAAAACCGAACAAAUGUAAAAAAAAAUAUAUAUAAUGAUUUAUCUUUAAAAGAAUUAUGA
Messenger RNA from Macrosteles quadrilineatus (aster leafhopper), 2439 nucleotides. Its product is annotated as protein mab-21-like. The record is from RefSeq and is a predicted model, not a curated record. The transcript has a single exon. Bases 344 to 1441 code for a protein of 365 amino acids. NCBI's taxonomy places the organism in Eukaryota, Metazoa, Arthropoda, Insecta, Hemiptera, Cicadellidae.